Molecule: messenger RNA, 3103 nt
Organism: Acipenser ruthenus (sterlet)
Lineage: Eukaryota; Metazoa; Chordata; Actinopteri; Acipenseriformes; Acipenseridae
Product: kelch repeat and BTB domain-containing protein 2
Exons: 4
Coding region: 916-2808 (630 amino acids)
Molecular function (GO): protein binding
Source: RefSeq, a predicted model, not a curated record
GGGGCGCAUGCGUAAUAUCCUCAUUUGGCCCCAACGCUGAGCUGCAGUGCGCUUGCGCUGUCUGCGGGGGACUCCGUGCUGGUCGAUUUGUAUUUGUGUGUGAAUUCGGCUUCCGGAGCCGGAGUUUGUAACGGCCACAGGAAACACAUUACAUUGAAUUAAAAAAAACAAAAAAACAAAAAAAACCCGUAACAAACAUCGGGGAAACAGAAAAAGAAUCUUAAAUCCGAAACCACAAUCUGCCACGGGGCCUACUCAAGCACAUAAUAAGAACCUUAGUUCGGCGAUUUUGCCGACAUGAAUUAAUGAGCGCGAUGGAAGAGAUUGGUUUGGCAGGAGGAUAUCAGUGGGUGUAAAUUCUGUGUGUCCAAGCAGGAGGGACCCGGAAGGGAAGAGGCUGCAGUAGCUGCUGCUGUCCUGAUCUCUGUGAUCUGUUUUGCUAUCGAGAGAGCGGGACCCGGCAAAUAGUGAAUUUAUACUUCACUGAUAGCAUCUCAAAGAGAAGGCACUGACGCUGGCUCGCAUUGAUGUAGCUGUGUUGCCGAGGAUCCUCCCACCUGACUACUUCGGGUUCCCAGUAAUGUGCUGUGUCAUCCCCAGUCUGCACAGGAACUCUGCAGACUCUCUUCCAAAGUCUCCGGGGGAAAGGCUUAGACACCUAAUCGAUCUGGAAUGACCAGGGAACUGGCUCUGAAUCCCAAACGAGUCUGCUGAUUCAAGGGACCUUACAGAACAGAGCACAUCAUCCAGCCUUUCGCUUCGCAAACAGAAAAAAAAGCAGACAUUCAUACCUGAUUCUCAUUCUCGUUAAUCGCCAGCGACCAAAAGCUUGUUUUGUUUUUAGGGUUCCUGGGCUUGUCUCUCUCUUUCUUUCUCUCUGUGAUUCGGCCCGGGUGGGAUUGAUGGGAUGCAAUCAUGUCCGAUCCGAAUGAGCUCAGGCCAGUCAAUACUCAGUAUGCUGUCUCCUUGCUGGAGCAGCUGAAAUUCUUCUAUGAACAGAAGUUACUGACUGACGUUGUGUUAAUUGUGGAGGGCACUGAAUUCCCUUGUCAUAAAAUGGUCCUGGCAACGUGCAGCUCUUAUUUCAGGGCGAUGUUCAUGAGUGGACUCAGUGAAAGUAAACAGACACAUAUUCACAUGCGGAACGUGGACCCCGUCACUCUCCAGAUAAUCAUUACCUAUGCAUACACAGGUAACCUGGCAAUAAACGACAGCACUGUGGAGCCUCUAUAUGAGACUGCAUGCUUCUUACAGGUAGAAGAUGUAUUACUUCGAUGCCGGGACUAUUUAGUCAAAAAAAUUAAUGCAGAGAACUGCGUGAGAAUGUUGAGCUUUGGAGACCUUUUCAGCUGCAAUGAACUGAAACAGAGUGCCAAACAGAUGGUGGAGCACAAAUUUGCUGUGGUAUACCGACACGAGGCCUUCCUGCAACUGUCCCACGAGCUUCUGAUUGAUGUGCUGUGCAGCGACAAUCUCAACGUGGAGAAAGAAGAGACGGUGCGGGAGGCAGCCAUGCUGUGGCUGGAGUAUAACACUGAGUCCCGCUCCCAGUACCUCUCAUCGGUCCUCAGUCAGAUCCGCAUUGAUGCUCUUUCCGAGGUAACGCAGCGAGCCUGGUUCCAGGGCCUACCGCCCAACGACAAAUCUGUGGUGGUCCAGGGCCUAUACAAGUCCAUGCCCAAGUUCUUUAAGCCCAGGCUGGGCAUGACCAAGGAGGAGAUGCUAAUCUUCAUUGAGGCGGCUGCUGAGACUCCUGGCGACAACCAUGGUGGCUGCAACACUCACUCAGCUGUUUGCUACAGCCCCCAGGCUGAGAAGGUUUACAAGCUGUGCAACCCACCUGGCGACCUCCAAAAAGUGGGUACCCUGGUGACCCCUGACAAUGACAUCUACAUAGCCGGGGGCCAGAUCCCGCUGAAGAAUUCUAUCGCCAAUCACAGCAAAACUAGCAAGCUUCAGGCAGUCUUCCGGCCGAUGGACAGCUUCUACUGGUUCGACGCCCAGCAGAACACCUGGAUCCCUAAGACACCCAUGCUGUGUGCCCGCAUCAAGCCUUCUGUUGUCUACUGUGAGGGCUACAUCUAUGCAAUAGGAGGCGACAAUGUUGGUGGGGAACUGAACAAGCGGACGGUGGAGCGAUAUGACUGCGAAAAGGAUGAAUGGACGAUGGUGAGCCCCUUGCCCUGUGCCUGGACCUGGAGCACCUCGGUGGUGGCUCACGACUGUAUCUACGUCAUGACCCACAACCUAAUGUACUGCUACUUCCCCCGGGCUGAUACCUGGGUGGAGAUGGCCAUGCGCCAGACCAGUCGCUGCUUUGCCUCGGCUGCUACCUUUGGGGACUUUAUCUUCUACAUUGGUGGUCUACAUAUUGUCAGCAACUCGGGCAUCCGACUGCCCACUAGCACAGUUGACGGCUCAUCUGUGGCUGUGGAGAUCUACGAUGUCAACAAGAAUGAGUGGCGGACGGCAGCCAACAUCCCCGCCAAGCGCUACUCGGACCCCUGUGUGCGGGCUGUGGUCAUUGUGAACUCCAUGUGCAUCUUCAUGCGGGAGACGCACAUGAACGAAAGGGCCAAGUACGCCAUCUACCAGUACGACCUAGAGCUGGACCGCUGGUUCCUGCGGCAGCCCAUCUCUGAGCGGGUCCUCUGGGACCUGGGUAAAGACUUCCGCUGCACAGUCGGCAAAUUGUACCCCUCCUGUCUUGAGGAGUCCCCAUGGAAACCCCCGACCUACCUGUUCUCUCCUGAUGGUGCAGAAGAGUUUGAGCUGGACGGCGAGAUGGUGGCGCUCCCCCGUGUAUAGCUUUAAGCUACAUUAACUCUGCACCCUCAACUGGUAUAUUGGAAGGGAGGGGGGUGGUUGCAAUCCAGGUUGCUUGGUUAAUAAAUCCUACAGAAAAGCUGGAAAAUACAUUUACAGAAGGCAAUUUCCUCACAUACACGCACACACACACACACAAGUACAUUGGUCCAUCUUCUCCCAGUCUCACCUCACCCCUUCCCCUCACCCACCCUUUAUAACUCUCCAAAUGGCAUGUCCCAGAAAGAUUUAUAAAACAAGAAAAUGUAAAAAAAAAAAUUUAAAAAAAAAACAAAAA